CCUGAUCACAGUUUGUUUUUUGUUUUGGUUUCCUCCUCUGGCGCGCUGAAAUGACGUCAUUGGACACGGGACGUGAGUUGGUGACAGGGGUGUGGAAAAAGAAAGCGUUGCAAUCUGCAUAAGUAAAUCCUUAAACAUGUACCUGUUGGCAGACCGAGCUGAAUGGUACCACCCGACGUCUCGUGAUGACGUGUGCCGUUCGGCGGGUAAUUUUCGAGGCGGUGGUGCUGCUCUGAAGUAAACAAACAAACAAACAGAGAGACGGAGGGAAGCGGGAGCUCCGGGGUGAUGAACUGCGAGCAGCUGCAGCUCUGCCCGCGGGUCAGCGCCGCCCUGAGGAGAGUUCACAUGAAGUCUGUGCAGGAUGUGGUCUGUGUUUCUGGUCCAGACCUGCAGAGGCUCACCGGUCUGUCCUAUUCUGAUGUCCAGCAGCUGAUCACAGCUGCUGCUGCCGCCUGCAGGAGGAACCCUCCAAUUACAGCUUUGCAGCUGCAGCGUGGGAUGUCUGGUGCCCGGCUCAGCCUCGGCUGUCCGGUUCUGGACCGGCUGCUGAGGGGUGGUCUGCCUGUGGGGGGCGUCACUGAGCUGGCUGGAAAGAGUGGCGCUGGCAAGACUCAGCUUGGCCUGCAGCUCUGCCUGUCAGUGCAGUACCCAGCAGAGCAUGGAGGGCUGGGAGCAGGUGCGCUGUAUGUCUGCACCGAGGACUCGUUUCCAAUUAAGCGUCUGCACCAGCUGAUCGGCGAGCAACUGGCUCUACGUUCUGAUGUUCCAGUGGACCUUAUAGAACGUCUCCACUUCAGCGACCACGUGUAUAUUGAGCACGCUGCCGACCUGGACUCCCUCCAGAUGUGCCUGAACCGCCGCGCCCCCCUCCUGCUGGCUCGCGGACUAGUGCGCCUCAUAGUGGUCGACUCGGUGGCAGCGCUGUUCAGGGCCGAGUUCCAGGCUGAUGAUUGGCUUGAGAGAAACCGACAGCUGCUCACUUUCUCCUCCACGCUGCAUCGCCUGAGCCAGGAGUUCAGCACACCUGUGCUAUGCAUCAACCAGGUAACAGAUGUUUUCAGCCAAUCACACGACCAUAUGGGGCCUCUGUCCUCCAGCGUGUCCCCCGCUCUCGGGUUGGCGUGGGCCAAUCAGGUGAUGGUCCGGCUGAUGAUCAGCCGUCUCCAGGAAAUGGUUGCCCGUAAUGACCAGCGCAGCGCUCUCCGCAGGUUGGAGGUGGUGUUUGCGCCUCACCUGGCACAUGAUGGACAAAACGCCGCUGUGUGGAGGGAGGGGCUAAGAGGAGUCGAGAGCUGGACUUCAAAUACAAAAUAAAUUUUAUUUAAACAGCA
Messenger RNA from Archocentrus centrarchus (flier cichlid), 1334 nucleotides. It is a transcript of the gene xrcc3, whose product is annotated as X-ray repair complementing defective repair in Chinese hamster cells 3. The record is from RefSeq and is a predicted model, not a curated record. Lineage: Eukaryota; Metazoa; Chordata; Actinopteri; Cichliformes; Cichlidae. Bases 289 to 1317 code for a protein of 342 amino acids. The transcript has 8 exons. Gene Ontology annotation, cellular component: replication fork; Rad51C-XRCC3 complex. Gene Ontology annotation, biological process: double-strand break repair via synthesis-dependent strand annealing; t-circle formation; telomere maintenance via recombination. Gene Ontology annotation, molecular function: ATP-dependent DNA damage sensor activity; ATP binding; four-way junction DNA binding.